Messenger RNA from Glossina fuscipes, 2466 nucleotides. Its product is annotated as adhesion G-protein coupled receptor G7-like. The record is from RefSeq and is a predicted model, not a curated record. Gene Ontology annotation, biological process: cell surface receptor signaling pathway; G protein-coupled receptor signaling pathway. Gene Ontology annotation, molecular function: G protein-coupled receptor activity. The coding region runs from base 1 to 2466 and encodes 821 amino acids. Lineage: Eukaryota; Metazoa; Arthropoda; Insecta; Diptera; Glossinidae. Gene Ontology annotation, cellular component: membrane. The transcript has 2 exons.
AUGAAAGUCUAUCAUAUAUUUCUGUUAAUUUACUUACGACAAGAAGUGAACGGUCAGAAAUUGUGCCCUGUUGAUCACUAUGAAGUCAGUUUUCGUAGCCUUGAGGAUAACAUCACUAUUGUAAUAAAAUGGGAAAAAGCAAAAGUUGGCACUACCAGUAUCCUAAGAGACAUUUGCUCAAAUAUUACUGGUUUACCUUUAGAACGUCAUUGCUCGUACAAUAGAGAUACAGGCGAAGCGGAAUGGUCACCAUAUAAUAAAAAUGAAUCGGUUCUACACUGCUAUCUUAUCAGCUAUCAUUGCAAAAGUGACCCUUUUGAGCAUGAUUUUUUCAUGAAGGGCAAUGUGUUGAAGCCUUACGAAAAUUAUUGGAAAACAUCAUAUAAUCCCGGACUGAUUGAGCUUCAGAUACCCUGUUUGCAAGCAAAUGGUUUACCUAUAGCCAGAAGAUGCUUAUAUAAUCCUGCGAAGCAUGUAAUCGAAUGGGAAUCAAUAGAACAUUGGCCGAGAAUUUCUUGCUACGAAAGCAGUUACAGUGUAAUAAACCAGCAAUUAGUGACUGAUGAACUUAGUGGAUGGCAGCGUGAAUUUAUCGGAAGUGAACAAUUAUACCCCAAUGACAGUGUACGGUUUGUAAACGAAUUUACUACAAUUUUGGAAAGUCCACAACAUGUGCUAUUACCUGCCGAUAUAGAGUUAACAGGCAAAUUUUUGCAAUUUGUUGUUCAGAGCAACCCUGAGCCAAGUCUUAUGAAAGCUAUAAUGGAUCUGACAAAUACUGUUAUGUCAAGUGAUUCAGCAGUUCUGUCACUAUCGGCUGAAAUGAAUGCAACCAACACUUGCCUAAAAGCCUUUGAAGAUUAUGUGAAUAAAACAGCGGCCUUGAUCGCUAAGCAACGAUGUGUGAAUGAACCAAAAGUUCAAAUUGAGAUAACUGAAAACAUCGGUGUAUUUAUUGUCAAUCCAAAAUGCACUAAUAUUUCGGGUUUGGCUAUAUACAGUUCGCAUAUAACACCGCGUUCGGCGCAUUAUCACUCUAUGCAUUUCGAGGGACUUUCAAAUCUUUACUAUCGAUAUCUUUACUUAAAUCAGUCAGUUGGCGAUUUACUGCAGGAGCAAAACCUUUUGUUAGCCAGUUUUGUGCCUGAAAAAAUGUGGAACAAAAUGUGUAAUGAGUUAUGGUCUCAUGAUGAGUAUGGCAUUGUUGCGAUCAAAGUGUAUAAAAAUGAUAAACUUUUUGUUGAAACAAGUCCCAUAGUUGAUCACAAGCCGAACGGUGCCAUCCUAUCCUUCACGAUAACCAAUUACACAGGUCUACUGGUGGAAGAUUUGCCGAUAAUAUUUUCGAAACGGAAUUUACACAAAUAUUCUGAUAUUCAUUUUGGUUGCGCUUACUGGAAUUAUACUACGUGGGAUAGGAGAGGCGUCAGAGUUGUCGAUAGCAUCGAUGGUCAAUCGUUGCAAGAUUACGUGCUUUGUUAUAGUAAUCAUUUGACACCAUUUUCAUAUUUGAUGGGUGGUAUCUUUGAACGACCGAACACUAAAAAUGUUGUGCUGAUUACCUUAAGGCAUAUAAAAGCUUUGGAUAUAAUUUCUAUGAUCGGAUGCUCAGCUUCGUUGAUAGGAUUACUUUGCAUAUGGUUCACUGCCCUAUUAAUUAAAAAUUGGCGUUCUCUGAGUUCGAACAAAGUCUUGCUUCACUUAUGUGCUGUACUUACGUUAAUCAUCUUGACAUUUAUAGCUAUCAAUCUGAAUUGCGUAAUUGAACAACUUAUGGCCAACUCGACUUAUUGCGUGAUAAUGGGAGCCUUUCUCCAAUAUAUUAUUCUCGUAUUAUUUGUUUGGAUGCUUAUCAUUGCUAUACUACAAUAUCAACGUUUCGUUAUUGUGCUUGGUAUAGUGCGUCCUAAGUACUAUAUAACCAAAUCAGCUAUAGUUGCCUGGAGUCUACCAUUGAUACCAACUUUGUAUGUAGCAUUAACUAUACCUGAAUCUUAUGUACCUACCUACGAACAAUGGAUUAGAAAUAGUGGCAUUUGCUAUCCUACCGGUCAUGGUUUAAAUUUUGGUGUAGUUUUACCCAUAUCUAUAGUAGUUACUAUAAAUAUUGGUGUAAUUUUAUAUAUAUUUUAUAGUUUAUGUCGUGCACGUCUAUCCACGCCUACGCAAAUGCAUCAAAAGAGCGGUCUUGUUAAGGAAAUACGUCUUAUGGUAUUGUUAUUUUUCCUUUUAGGCUUAUCAUGGAUAUUCGGUCUACUCGCUUAUAUGAAUCUUACAAUUGUAUUUUCAUAUCUUUUCUGUAUGACAGCGACAUUACAAGGAUUUAUACUAUUUUUAUAUUUUAUAAUCUUGGAUAAGCAUACACGUGACUCAUGGAUGAAAAUGAUGGAUUCCUCUAAGCGGAAGGAGGGAAAAAGUAAAUCAAAGACAUCUAAUCUACCCAACACUUCUUCACGUAGCCAAUAG